UGACAUUUUUAACAGCGGGCGAUAAAUGUCAAACGCAACGAAAUUCCUGAAAGAAUAUUUAUUUUUAAACAAUUCAGUUGCACGUUAUAAUAUAAUAUAUAAUAACUAUGAGCAGCCACGAAGACGAUGAUUUAGACGACGACUUGCCAUGCGUUUCUCUAAGCCAGUCGACGGGUGGAAAGAGUGAGUUGGAGAUGCCUCCAGCGUCGCAGGUGGCGUCGUUGCGAGCUCGUGAGGACGCGGCGGAGCGCGCGUUGCAAGAUUUACAUGAGAACAACGAUCCUCUGCUAGUCAGCCUUUCCAGAAGUACUAGCCAGAGCUCAACCAGUGAGGAGGGUGAGGCAGCAUUAUCAGCAGCUGUAUCGGCUCUGCAAGUAGCAGAAACUCCACCCGACACCCGAGGAAUGUGCGCGGAGCGUUUACAGCUGCUGACGUCUAUGAGGGAUCAUUUUCCGGAGGACAAGGAGUUUCUUGACAAUUAUAUAAAGAUGAUGAAGGAAAAACCGGAAGCCGUGGAUGGUGUUACUGAACAUAUCCUGCAAGGCAUCUCCUCAGCCCUAAUAUUCGGUCGCACCCCUAACAUCCCCGGAGCAGCCGCCUGGCUGCUCUGCAUCGCGCUGAGCACGGCGCGCGCGCUGCGAGCGCGCCGCGCGCUGCACGCCGUGCUGGACGGCGCUGGCGGCGCGCACGUGCGGGCGUUGGCGGCCGCUGCUAGUGCGGCUAUGGCAGAUGCAGACCAACUAUUGGCAGCUUACGACGCAGUACGAACCGGUACGAGGCGCGGAGCGGACCAACUUGCAUCUAUCCUGCUCGCUCACGCCAUGGCAAGGGUGUUGGGUCAAAAGGAAACAUCGUCCUCCGAUUCAGACCCACCUUCCCCUCUGUCCUCCGAAUCUAUUAAAUUGGUGCGCACCAACUGGCGAAAACUACCGACUAGUUCACAACUCACACUGUUGCGUUGUGUCGGGCGCGCGCUCGCUGCGGCGGGGGACACGGGGGACAAGGGGGACAAGGGGGAUGCCAAGGAAAAGGGGGACAUGAGGGACACUGCGAAUGAAGAUACGGAAAACAAAAUGGACACUGAAGAAGUGAGCGGCGUUAAAACAGAGGAUUCAGAAAACAAGGAAAACAGACUUGCUAAAGCAGAAACCAGUGGCAUGAAUAGUACACGAGAGACCAAUGAAGCUGGUAAAAUAGAGAAAGGCGGAGCGGCGUUGUUGGCGGCGGUCGGGCAGCCGUUACCUCGAGCCUCGGCCUUUGAUAUUAAUAGGCAACAGGUAUUAACAAACGUAUCAAAACUGCAACUUAUAUUCCGCAAAAGAUUUAUACGUGAUCCAGAACACAACCCACUAGAUAUCCCACUAAACUAUUCACAGAACUCACUAGACGAAUCCCUAGAAGCCACACCUACAAAAGUAGAGGUACAAAUACCAAUGAAACUGGUGACACCUAUGAAACUACAUUUUCCAAUUUUACCAUCUCAAAAGACAUACCAGCCAAUUUUAAAAACGCCUGAAAUUCCAAAAGAAGGGCCGAUCAAAAAGAUAGCGAAGGGACAGAAGAAGUUGGAUGAGUUUUUUAAACCUCAAGUCAAAGUAAAGGAAGAAAAAGGGGAACGGUCACCCGAACCGAAGAGGAUUAAACGGCAGAGGCUAGAACGAAAAUGUGCUCAGAAAAAUGAGAAGAGCUAGCUUUUCUACAGUUAGUUAUACAGUGAUUUGUGGCUUUCCUUACGGUCCUUAUGCUUCAUGUGCAAUGAGGACUAUUCGAUCAACAUUUCUGUUGGAAUUUUAGAUAAAAUGGUCCUUAUUGCACUUGAAGCAGAAGGACCCUUCUUUGUUGGAAAAACAUUUCUACAAAAACCUGGUUUUUAUGUUCAUUUCAUAUAAGCGAUAUUACAAUAUAAAAAAAGGCAAAAAGUUUAUUCCCAUAAACAUUUCAUGCUUAAUUGUCGUCUCAAAACUGACAGCUAUUAACUUUCCUUAACUACUCAUACUUCUAUAUUUUUGGUAGUACUUGUGUUGAGCCGAUUUUUACUUUAUUCUCGUUUUCUCCUUUUUUAGGUCAAUCAAAUUAGAUCCAAAAAAUGAUUUGAGGAGUUUAUUACCUUCAUUUGGUAUUAAAUGCGUGUAAUCAGAGUCCAGAAGGUGUGCAUAUAUUUUGGGAGCCUUGGGAGAUAGAUUUUUCCUUGGAUUGCCAAACACCACUCGAUUUAGCAGGAACUCACCAUCGAUUACAAAGGUGCACCAGCGAGGUGUUAUGGAUCAGACAAUGGUGAAAAGGAUAUUCGAUUUUGAUUAUACCAAAAAUUAAGAAAUUCAAAAUGGCGGCCAUUUUUCCAAACUUUGAAUACUAAUUCAUAUUAUAAGGUAAUUCGUAUUAUGAUUAUAAGGUAUCUUACCUUUCGGAUCAAUUAUCGUUUUCGACCUACAAGCAAAAAACUAAAAAACACACACCUGGGAUUGCGAAAACUCUGAUUACAUGCGUUUAGGACAAAAUGAAGGUAUUAGAACGGUUUCCACCUUGCUGGGAAUUAAUUCUUUAAAUAAAUGUAAUUUGAUCGGGCUAUUUCGUUAGAUUUGGAUAAAAAUUGUUAUCGCAAAAUCAGGGCGGUCGUCAAGUUCCUGUGUAAUGUUUUUAGGUUGCUUCAGAUGCCCGGAGGGCGUAACUGUUCAUGCCAAGUUUCAUGUAAUUUAUGCAUGCUGUUUUAAAAUGAGAACAUAACAUAUGUGUGACUUAAUACGCAAACUACUACAAAUAGCAUUAAGAACAAUUCCUAGCUGAGCAACUUUUCAAAUCUCGAAUUUUUGAAGCUAUGUUUCUGUCGCACUGCGGUAGGCGGGAGUGCGUGCGUGCGAUAAGGACAACUGCAGCUCGGACUAAAAUUCCCACGCAAAAAACUCAAAAAUCUAGGUUUCGCUCUCGACUGUUUCCUCCUCCAAAACGCAACCAAUCAUUAUGAAAUUUUGGAAACUCCAAGAGUAAGAAAUAAUCUAUGCCGCUAUGUUUUGAUUUUUUCGAUAUUUGUUGUCAUAUUUGUAUGCUUCGCCUUUUUUUGCAGCCAAUUCAAUUUAGCCGUUUUUGCGAUUUUAAGGCGCUGUAAUUUUCUUCAAAAUAAAAUAAUCCAAAAAAGCAAAACAUAGCGGCACAGAUAUUGAUGACAUUGAUCUUAUUUGAAAAAAUCAUUGCUCUAGGUUAAAAACCCAGGGAGGAAACAGACGAGAGCUUUUGUAUGGAAAAAUCGCAACUAGAAAUUACUCCUUAAGAGAUGAUUCUAAUUUAAGUAUUAUAUAAUAGGUAUUUUUGUUACUAUUGUAUACAUAUUAUUAACGUCCGUAAGGAGCGUUUAGAAUGUUAUAAUUAUAAUAUGUUGUAAAAGAUGUUAACUACUUUUUAAAUCCAGUGUUUCUUUCAUACUUCGACUUUCAGUCUUCAAAAUUCUUCCAUGACAGCGUUGUGAUUUUUUGUAAGAUAUUAAUUUAAUAGGGGUAAAUUCUCGUUGACUGUAGAGUCUGUUCGGAAAGAGAAGAGUCGUGGAAUGUAUUGGGCCACAUAUAUUCCACGACGAAUUCCUCAGUGGCAUUCGAGUUGACAGCAAUCGGGAUAUCAUGGCCCGAGGCGAAGCACGCAGCCCAAGACAGAACGAGAUGGCGGCGCACUGUGGACGCCCUCUGCCCCACCUAGGGGACGUAGGACUUAGUCAAGUAAGUCAAGUCAUUCCACGACUCUUCUCUUCCCGCACAGACUCUAAACGGUUAACUCCGAGCUAGUUGGCUAACCCUAAAACGUACAAGUGUUCUUAAGGGAAACUAAUGUGAUACUAGAUUUUAUAAAUGGUUAAAAUGUAUAAUAACUGAUGUAUGUACAGUCGCCAUCAGAUAUAUCAGAGCGGCUAAAGCGUCCUCAAAUAUCUGAACACGCACUCUAAUGCCUUGGCAAUAGAGGCGUGUUCAGAUAUUUGUGAACACCUUGGCCGCUCCGAUAUGUAUGGCGACUGUACCUACAAUAUGGCAGCUUGACUUUAGCAUUGUGUAUCCUAAUAGGGUUGUUUCCAUCUACAAAUCUUAGGGCAGAAUUGUAUCCUAAUAAAUUCUUUUGGAUUAUAAGAACAUGUUAAACUACUUUUAGGGGACCUGUAAUGACCAUAUUUUUGUAAAUAUUGAAUUUAAAAUAUCUUUUGGCACACGUCACGUGACCAAACUCGAAACGUCAUUGAAGAGUCAACUCUCGGAUUGACACUGUUGACAGUUAGGCGAUAAACAACAAAUGACAAAUGUCAGUUGACAGUUCGUAUCUUCUACGUGUGUAUGAAGUUAUGUGUCAAACCGUAAACUGUGACGUCACACAAUUUUCAAAGAGCGUUUUGGGCCCGAAAGCAUCUGUCAAAUUAUAUUUUGUUAAUUUAACAUAUUUAAAGCCGUUUUUAGUAUAAAACUUGAAUUUUAGGGUAACUUUUAGUGAAUAUAGAACAUAAUAAAAGCGUUUCAAAAAAUUGGAUACAACCCUAUUACUGAUAUGUCAUUGGAUAAUUUUGAAAACGAUCUGCAUUGCGAUACGAGGAAAUGCCGCCAGCAUCCUUGGUAUACAAUGCCUCAAAGAUGUAUUUUAGAUUUAAGCUAGUUAUAGUAAGACCUCUGUAUAUAUCUAUUAUGUAAAUAAAGAUUAUAGUUUUUUCCAAAUAACGAAAUCUCUACAUGGAAAAAUAUCGGAAACUUCUCAAAUUUUUGUAUAGAAUCGAAAUUUUUUCCAUUUUCAAAAUGAAGUUUCCUUUGUUUCCUGUAAAACUUUCGUGAAAUUUCCUAGAAUUUUUGGAAAUAAUCCGUAACUUGCAUAUAUAUAAUCACAAUAUUUCUUAAAUAAUAAUAAUAAUUUAAUUCGAUACAAUAAUGUCAUUAUUUUAUCAGCUUAAUGCAAAAUUAAUGUUCUGCAUUUCAUCCAAAUGUUUUUGUAAUGCAAAGAAUACCCAAAAUGAAAGUACCACCAACAAAAUAUUGUCAUGUAUUGUAAGCGAUAAUGUUAUAGAACACUCAAAAAAAUAUUAAACAAAAAAAAUGUGUUUUGAUAUUAAAAACAUUUUAUUUUAGAAUGCAUUUUAUUAAUAUAACCAGCUCCUUAGCAGCCACAAUUAUGCGCUGAUAAACAACAGCAACUCAUUGUUUUCUGACGUCAUCAUCAUAUUUAUAAUCAUUAACCAUCCUUAACGAAUUUCCUAUUUACUUGGCGUGGGCCUUUCUUGUCAUUUUCCUCCAGAGUACACGGGUUUUAUGGCGUUAUUCAUAAACGCGUUACUGGCCUGAAUUAGCUAUGAAUCGUUUGUCUUUAUCUGUCAUGUUGACUUAUGUAUUUGUAAGAAAGGGAUAAAACAUAAUUUAACUAAAUCAGGCUCGUAAAGUUUUAUGAAUAAGGGGGUUAGAGUACACGAGGACACCACGCUUAUCGUGAACCUCCCAAGGCUCGCUUUAUAGUGAACCUUAUCGGAAUGCACGAAGGUUCAUAUUGGUCUGUAGUCACGCGCGCUGGCGUCUGGCGGUCGAACACGGCGGUUUAGACAAGUAGUAACCGUGGUUCCGACUGCUUUGUACCACAGUGGGUCUAUGGGUA
This is a messenger RNA of Cydia pomonella (codling moth), 5601 nucleotides long. RefSeq lists its product as uncharacterized. The transcript has 8 exons. Bases 108 to 1691 code for a protein of 527 amino acids. NCBI's taxonomy places the organism in Eukaryota, Metazoa, Arthropoda, Insecta, Lepidoptera, Tortricidae. The record is from RefSeq and is a predicted model, not a curated record.